Molecule: messenger RNA, 4492 nt
Organism: Limulus polyphemus (Atlantic horseshoe crab)
Lineage: Eukaryota; Metazoa; Arthropoda; Merostomata; Xiphosura; Limulidae
Product: ras-related protein Rab-21-like
Exons: 7
Coding region: 549-1184 (211 amino acids)
Biological process (GO): Rab protein signal transduction
Molecular function (GO): GTPase activity; GTP binding
Source: RefSeq, a predicted model, not a curated record
UACUUGUAUUUGAUCUAUAGUAUCGUGGUACAGUAAAAGUAAAUAAUUUUCAGCUAAAGUUAAAAAAAAAAAGAUGGUCAAAACAUAGGAUGAUAAGAAAACUUAUAGUUUUUAAAAUAACAAAGUAUUGUUACUAAGUACUGUGCUAUUGCAUAUUGCAAUGCUAGGCAUUUCGACUCAAGCCAAGGCUUUUCACAUCUGUAACGUACUGAUUUACUCAGUCUAACUAAUCUUAGGUUUGCCUUAAUGUUAUUGUUGAGUGUUAGUGUACAUUUUCAUAAUAGUUACUAAAACUGCAAAUAAUAUUAGUUAGUAACAGGACUACAAAUUAAGAUCAUAAUUUAAAAUUUUGAUCAAGCUAGUUAACUGAAAAGCCCGAGACAAGGGUUGAUAACAUUAAUGAUUAACAUCGAAGCUGCAUUGUCACGGGCAGUGAAGAUUUAUAAAAAUAUAAGAACUUCUUAGAAAGAAGACAGUAUAGAAUCUGCGACUAUUCCAUUGUAUUCUUCAAAUACACUUGAGAUUUUUAAGGUUUACUACAAAAAGAUAUGGCAGGUGGUCGUAGCCAUUCUUUCAAAGUGGUAUUGCUGGGAGAAGGAUGUGUUGGUAAAACAUCAUUAGUUUUGCAGUACGUGGAAAACAAGUUCAGUGAUAAACAUUUUAGUACACUUCAGGCAUCAUUCUUGAAUAAGAGAGUCAACAUUGAAGGGAAGCGAGUCAAUCUAGCUAUUUGGGACACGGCUGGUCAGGAGAGAUUUCAUGCCCUUGGUCCUAUUUACUACAGAGACAGUAAUGGUGCAGUUUUAGUUUAUGAUAUAACUGAUGAGGAUUCAUUCCAAAAGGUGAAAAUGUGGGUAAAGGAACUACGUAAGAUGCUAGGCAGUGAUGUAUGCCUUUGUAUUGCUGGUAAUAAGACAGAUCUUGAAAAGGAUAGAGCAGUUUCUUUGGAGGAAGCAGAUGCAUACUCUGCUUCUGUUGGAGCCAAGCAUUUUCUGACAUCUGCAAAGCUGAAUCGGGGCAUUGAAGAACUAUUUGUUGAUCUAACAAAAAGGAUGAUAGAAGUUGCUGAAAGUAUAGAUGAACAUCGAGCCAACAGCUUUGGUCAUGGUAGUAAUCCCAGAAGGAAUGUUGUGAUUAUUGAAGAUGAAUCUCAGGAACAAAGGACAGGAUGCUGUGGGGGAUAAAAACAGAGAAAGUCUGAAAUAUUUCCUGAAGUGUCUGAUAGGUUUUCCAAUUUGUAAUAUAUAUAUAAAGAAAAUGUGGAAACGUUUUAAGCAGUUAUCUUGCUGAGUUUGGUCACUGUUUAUUAAGUAGAAAUUAUAGACUGCUAAGUAUUGGGUAUCUGUGAGACUUCAGAUAUUUUAAACAUGAAUUACACCCACACCUGUUAGGUCAAGUUAAAUACUAUGUUCGCAGUGACUUGUGUUUAAGUAAUUCUAACAAACGGAAUUUAUUAACAUUCAUAAGUUAGGUUUAAGUUAUAUCUGAGUUACUUUAUGAAACUAAUUAGAUUCAACAUUACUGAAUAAAACUAGAAGUUGAGUAAUUAUAAUAACAUUAAUAUUAUGUACUAUUGCUGAGUGAUUUAUAUAUGCAGAAACUUUAAUUAUCAGAAACAAAAACAUGAGUGGAUUUGUGGGAAAAUGUCCUAGUUUCUUGUUUUAUCUGUAAGUUUUUUUUUUGCCUCAAACAAGUCACAUAUUAUUUUUGUUAAUUUAGGAAUAUAUGACUAUGUAAAAUGGUAGGUUCCUAAAUGGGCUCUGAGAAUUUAUCUUGGAGUAGCCUUGACACAUGUAAAAAAUAUUCUAUUUACUACUUCCCUAAUGCUGGAUUAUGCAAUAUAUUUAGCAAGAAUUUUCAUUAUUGCAUUAAAUAAGUCUACACAAUGCUUGUUAUGCUUAAGAUUUUUCUUUCAUAAAUAUUAAAUUGCAAUGAAAAUAAGUAAGGUAUCCAAGAGUGGCUAUUAUUCAAAAUUUCUACAAAAUCAUUAAGUGGGAAUCUUCAACCAAGGUGUUCAAGAUCUAGAGGGGAGGCUUAAGCUAAAGAAAAUGUAGGAACCCCUGUUCUAGAACAUUUGUAGUAUUUUUGAUUAUUUUUUGAAAGAUUUUUGUAUAAAUACAAGAAACUUUCCAGGCUUCGAAUAAAAGCCUUGUAUUAUUAUUUUUAGCUUAACAUAGUAAUUGUUUUAAGUAAUAUUUAUAGCUAAAAAAAUUUUCAGUAUUUCGACAUUAAAGAUGUUUUAUUAUCUUAAGCCAACUAUUAUUUCACAGUACCCUUUUUUUUUGCUACUGUUCUUAAUGUUACAAAAAUUAAAUGGUUAGGAAUGAUUUAACAUUUUUGUGGAAGCAUUUAUAAAACUUCACUUCAAAGUAUUGAAUGACUUUCUAUAUGUAUAUAGAAAUUGUUAGACCACACAUGCAAAUGUUUGUUUGCUGUCAGUGUCACUUGACUCACCGUCACAGAGUUAGGAAGAUAAAUAGGGAUUUUGUAUUUAUUAUUUUGCUGAAUAUAUACAUUUGUGUUUAUCUUGCUACAGUAUAUUUUAGUCACUCAAUGAUUCUUCUUUUUUUUCUACAGCCAAAUAAAAUUGUUUAAUCAUAGAAAUAUUCAGACAUUGAAUAUCUGACAAAUGUUUUAUUACAGUAUUUUGUAGCAGAAGCUUUCCACAUGUGUUCUAAAAAUAACCUCCUGUUCCCCAUACUUAAGGACAACCAAUUCAAUCAUGAAACUAUGAAUUUGCUCAUAUUCUUCAAACUUUAAUAAAAGACGCAAGAAUGCUUUGUGUUUAUGAGGUUAAAAAUGUACAGAAGUCUGUAAACAUAAUGAAUUAUACACAGCAAUAAGCCACCAAAAUGGUAUCACAUACACCCACCAGAGGGAGUUAUUCAACAGUGGUUAGCAUUUACUGUGUAAGUACUUCAUAUAUUGCAUUCUGACAAAUGCAUGCAAUUUGGAAAGAAAUUCUUCAUCGUUUAGCAUAUUUCUAAACAAGGGACAAAACUGUUCCAACUUUAUCUUGUAUUUCAGUUCCACUUUUUAAAAAUCUGUUGAGUUUUUAAUUUCACUUUUUAAUUUUAAGUAAUCAAAUGUUUUUUUCCACCACAUAUCUGAAAAUAGUUGACUGCAAGUUAUUGCAGCAAUUGUCAAUCUAAUUAGUCUGGUAAUAUUGCAUAUUGUUGCAUUUACAUUAUGUGUAUAAUAACUAGAGUAAUGAUAGGAGUUUUAAGCCAAACAUUAUUGUAAACUAUAACAUAGCAGUAGUUACAACAGAAUAUUUGAAUAUUGUGAAUCUGAAAGACUAACUUACAUAAACUGUCUGUAAUAUAUUACAAUGUAAUCAUACACUCUUUGUUGUAGAAAAUGUCACACAGUAGCAGAAUCAUCAACUAAAACAGGGUGAUGUCUCAAUUAGCCAUCUAGUGCAUAGACAUAUAAAGCUUCUAACCUGAUUAAAUCAAGUGUGUCAGUGAAAUAUUUAAGUUGGACCAAUUUUUAUAGGUUCAUCAUGAGAUGGUGAGCAAGUCAUUUUUUAAUUUUGCCUUAUUUUUAUUGAAGUGAGUUGUGUGAAAUGAUUUAUUAGAUAAUGUUUUCAUACUGAGAAUUCACAAAAAGAUCCUCUGUUAGCUAGCAUAAAACACUGUCAUAUAAUCUGUUUGGUAUAUUCAAAGUGAAUUAUUUAGUUGAUGUAAUUUUCUCUUUUGUCAUUGAUUCUUUUUAGGAUGUAUAAAAAUUGUAUAUGGUUAACUAUUAAAUUCUUUGAAAGGUACGUUGAGUAGGGACAGAGUUAACUCAUUUUGUAAAGUAUAUUCCUUCAUUUUUUCUUAGUUUAUCGAUACAAUUGAGGAAGUAUUAACAGAAGGAACCCUAAUAACAGGUCUUUGUAAAUAGCUUUUUCAACACUUGUUGUUUCUCUAUCUUUUGUUCAGGUGUGUUGAGCAUGUGAGUUUUGAAUAUUUUAAAAUACAUAUAGACAUCUUCAAUGCACAUUGUAUAUCAGCUUUUUAUAGAUUCUUUUAAAUAUACCUCAUAAUCUUUUUUGCUUGUAAAAACAAUAAACUUAAUAGAGUAUCACAUAGUUAUCAAACCUGGAUUUAUCACCAGUUGCUGUAAAUCAGGUUUGGGAACAUUUGCAGACUAGAUAGGUUUAUCAGGUAUUAAGUGGAGAGUUAAUUCUGUGGUUCUAAAAUUACUGAUGAGGAAGACUAUUCUUGUGUGUGUGUGUGUGUGUGUGUGUGUGUGUAUAUACAUAUAUACACACACACACACGAGUUGAAAUACCCAUCAACUGAUGGGAAAUGUUUAAACUUAAUUAAAACAAUGUAUGUUUAACAGCAAUCAUAUACUUGAGAGUAAUAACUUUAACAUAAAGUUUAUCUCAAAUUUUUAACAAAGCGUCUUUAAAAACACCAUUUGCAAUUUGCUUUCCAUCUACCAACAAAUAAAGAUUUUGAGGUGAUCCACCCUUGAACACCCUACAUCCCCAGUGACUAUA